Pelagomonas calceolata is the source of this 1874-nucleotide messenger RNA. Lineage: Eukaryota; Pelagophyceae; Pelagomonadales; Pelagomonadaceae. The record is from the annotation of a GenBank genome assembly.
GCUGCUCUCAGCUCCAUGCGCCGCGAAUUUGCCGUGCUGAGGCUGCCAAACUCAGGCGAGGCUGCCCCUAUUCGUCGUUUCGAGGCAGGCCACAGCCCAAUACCGAGGUCACGAUGCUGCCAUGAUGCGUGCACUGCUGCUCGUCGUCGUCGUGCACGGCAAGCGGGCGCCGCCGCUGGGUGGCCGCCACGGGGCGCGCCUCAGGACGUACGCGCAGCUCGGGCGGCGCCGCGUGCCGCCGCCGGGGAGCACGCCGGACCACGUGAAGCGCGUCUACGACGAACUCGACCGCUCCGUGGCCUACUUCCCGCAGACGACGAACCGCAGCGAUGCUGCAAAUAUUGUGAAAGAGAUCCUCGCGCACCCCUACGGCCUCGCGCUCCUGAACGGGCGUUUAUUUGCCCAUGAAGGGGUCGACCUGAAGACGAUCCGGCAGUUCCGGUUGUUGUUGGAGGCUUCCGAGAGGCGGCGCGUCAGGAACGUCGUCGUCGCGCACAACUCGGCCUCGGAUGGUAGGUGCGCCACCGUAUGUAGGGACUGCGGCCACGGGAGCCACGAAAGAGAUAGAGGAAGACGCCACUUACCUUCCACGCUGAUAGCCAAGAAGGGCGGUUUCAAGGAAAGGUGCGGCGUUUUGGUGCCGAAUCCCUACUUUGGGACCUACAGAGAGCGCACGAACUCGACAAAUUAUGUCGUGAGGACGCCGUGGGUCCGGCGGCAGAACCAGGCCUUUUGGAGGGGAAGACUGAUCGAGCCCGGCAAGGCGUGCAUGAAGGAGAAGUGCGUGCCCGACCCGAAUUUAUGUGAGGGCAACCUCGCGCGCUUCGAGGGUUUGAGCCUGACGUUGCGCCACCCGGAGUUGUUUGAUGUCAAGGCGUUACAUAUCAGCCCGAGCUGUCGUGCGCUGCGUAGAAACCAAUUGCAACGCGCUAAACGCCAUCGACGCGAUGUUGCUCACUAGUUUAUUUGCGCACAGGGACCGACAAGGCGGCGCUGCGGAACCGCUCCUGUCUUCCUACGUCCUUCGCGACGAAGAUCGCGAAGCGGCUGCACAAGGUCACCGAACCGAAGCACCGUUCUCACUUGUGUGGAAAUCAAAUUUCGGGCGUCCCACGCCAUCGACGCGACGCCGUUCCCGUGGCCACAGUCGGCUCGAUGGCGUGGAGGUUCACGAUUCCUAACUCACUGGUUGAUUUCCACACAGGUCCUCACAACUACUAUGCGAGGUUCAAGAUGAACCUCCACUUUCCCGGAUCGACGACCGGUUCGUACAGUCGGAACCUCAACCGCGCGGCGCGGUGUCCUCGCCUUCACGCCAUCGCCGCGACUUCCAACCAACGGCUGUUCUCGCGCAGACCUCUGGUCGACCGACGCCGUCGUGCUCAUCUGGAAGCACGCCGCCGUGGAGCACUACUACCGCGGCCUGGCGCACGGCGCGACUCAUUUAGACGUCGACCUCGCCUCGGCCGCGGCGACGGCGCGGGAAGUUCUUAAGAACCAGCCCCUCGUGGCGAAGCUCAAGGCCGGCGCGCAGGCCGUUGUUCGCGACCUCAUUUGCCCUGAUUGUCUGGAAAAGUUCCUGGCGGCCGCGCUCGCCAAGAUCCGCGCGCGGCACGCGCAGAACUUAAUUCUAGACGACGCGGGAUCGCUGCGCGCCGCGCUCCGCGGCGCCAACUGCACCGGCCUCGUCGAGUACCGGCAAGCGCAUCCAACCCAAGACGACACGCAGCUCGGUCUGCACAAGGCGAUCGAGCGGCGGGUCAGAGUCGUGCCCCUCCCCGCUGCGAAGGUGGUCGGCGACGGCGAGGACCCCGCGUGCGCGGCGCUCGUCAAUACUGUAUUUAACAACUAAUGUACACAAGAAUAUUAACAAG